CCCGGUUAACCGAGGGAGUGAGAGUACCUGCUACUUCAGUCGAGCAAAUUCUGGUAGGGUUUACAGAAUUCCAGAUUUCCAAACACUUUGCAUCAUCGUGUUAACGUGUUAGGGUUCUUCGAAAAAUUACACUAGAAAAAGCUCAAUAUAGAUCCAGCAACAAUCAGGAUCUUGUUCGAUGUCGCUUGGUUCACAAACGCCUGAUAUUCUCGGGGAUCGUCAAUACGGUCAAGAUGUUCGCACCCAAAACAUUACAGCUUGUCAAUCUGUUUCAAAUAUAGUGAAGACUUCACUAGGUCCCGUUGGACUUGACAAGAUGUUGGUUGAUGAUAUUGGUGAUGUAACCCUCACAAAUGAUGGUGCCACAAUUCUCAAAAUGUUGGAUGUUGAACAUCCAGCUGCCAAGGUACUUGUUGAAUUGGCUGAGCUUCAAGAUAGAGAGGUAGGAGAUGGAACUACUUCUGUUGUCAUCAUAGCAGCUGAGUUACUUAAGAGAGCAAAUGAUCUUGUCAAAAAUAAGAUUCACCCAACAUCUAUAAUUAGUGGAUACCGACUUGCAAUGAAAAAAGCAUGCGAAUAUGUUGAUGAAAAGCUUGCAGUCAAGGUUGAGAAGCUUGGAAAAGAUUCUCUUAUAAACUGUGCAAAAACAAGCAUGUCCUCAAAAUUGUUAUCCAGUGACAGUGACUUCUUUGCCAAUUUGGUUGUUGAAGCAGUACAAUCCGUUAAAAUGACAAAUUCCUCCGGUAAAAUUCGGUACCCAAUCAAGGGAAUAAAUAUCCUUAAAGCACAUGGUAAAAGUGCAAAAGAAAGCUACUUAUUAAAAGGGUAUGCACUUAACACUGGGCGUGCAUCUCAAGGAAUGCCAAUGAAAGUUUCUCAUGCAAAAAUUGCGUGUCUUGAUUUUAAUCUUCAAAAAACAAAAAUGCAAUUAGGAGUUCAAGUUUUAGUCACGGACCCACGUGAGCUGGAGAAGAUUCGUCUCAGAGAAGCUGAUGUGACAAAAGAACGUAUUCAGAAGCUUCUGAAAGCUGGAGCUAAUGUUGUCUUGACAACAAAGGGGAUUGAUGACAUGGCACUCAAGUAUUUUGUGGAGGCUGGUGCAAUUGCUGUUAGACGUGUGAGGAAGGAGGAUUUACGCCACGUGGCAAAGGCAACCGGUGCAACUGUGGUUUCAACAUUUGCUGACAUGGAAGGAGAGGAAACAUAUGACUCAUCGUUUCUUGGACAUGCAGAUGAAGUGGUGGAAGAACACAUUGCAGAUGAUGACGUCAUCAUGAUAAAAGGAACCAAAACAACAAGUGCAGUUACUUUGAUACUAAGAGGUGCUAAUGACUUCAUGCUUGAUGAAAUGGAUAGAGCUUUACAUGAUGCUUUAUGUAUUGUCAAAAGAACCCUAGAAUCUAACACAGUUGUUGCAGGAGGAGGUGCAGUUGAAGCUGCUUUAUCUGUGUUUUUGGAGUAUUUUGCUACAACUUUAGGAUCUCGAGAACAAUUAGCAAUUGCAGAAUUUGCUGAAGCUUUAUUGAUUAUUCCAAAGAUUCUUGCUGUGAAUGCUGCAAAGGAUGCAACUGAUUUAGUAGCCCAACUGCGCGCGUGUCAUAAUACUGCACAAACUAAUGCAGAUAGGAAGCAUCUAUCAAACAUGGGAUUGGAUCUAAUAAAGGGAACCACUCGUAAUAACAUGGAAGCUGGUGUGAUUGAACCUGCAAUGAGCAAAAUCAAGAUACUUCAGUUUGCAACUGAAGCAGCUAUAACAAUACUUCGAAUUGAUGACAUGAUCAGACUUGCAAAGGACGAGAGUGAAGAUGGUCAAAAUUAAAUCAUUUUUUUUUUUUUGUGUGUGUAUUAAAAAUAAGUCAAAAUUUUGGUUAGAUGUUGGAAUCAUCAAUAUCAACAUUGUUGUUGGUGGAAAUUGGAAAGAAUAGCUUUUGUGAAUUGCACAACUUUUAACAAGUGUUUGAUGAAUAUUUUUGUUUGGUGUUAAAUGCAAAGUGAUGGCGUUUUGAA
Messenger RNA from Lactuca sativa (garden lettuce), 2007 nucleotides. Its product is annotated as T-complex protein 1 subunit alpha. Gene Ontology annotation, molecular function: ATP hydrolysis activity; ATP binding; ATP-dependent protein folding chaperone. NCBI's taxonomy places the organism in Eukaryota, Viridiplantae, Streptophyta, Magnoliopsida, Asterales, Asteraceae. Gene Ontology annotation, biological process: protein folding. The record is from RefSeq and is a predicted model, not a curated record.